Molecule: messenger RNA, 2067 nt
Organism: Seriola dumerili (greater amberjack)
Lineage: Eukaryota; Metazoa; Chordata; Actinopteri; Carangiformes; Carangidae
Gene: bmper
Product: BMP binding endothelial regulator
Exons: 16
Coding region: 1-2067 (688 amino acids)
Molecular function (GO): protein binding
Source: RefSeq, a predicted model, not a curated record
AUGUUGCUCCGCUGCUGGAACCCUCCCUCCUGGUCCACCUGUAGGUUUUUCUUCUGCUUUCUGCUGCUGCUCCAAACGCCCCGGUCCUCCUCUCCGCUGAUCACAGGUACCGAGGCCAGCUGCGAUAACGAGGGAGAGGUCCUCCACAUCCCCAACAUCACCGACAACCCCUGCAUCACCUGCGUCUGUCUGGAAGGGAAGGCCGACUGUAAACAGGAGAAAUGUCCGCUGGUCUCUGAAGACUGUGCUCUGGUGGUGAAACAGACCGGAGCCUGCUGUGAGAGGUGUAAAGGUUGCAUGUUGGAUGGACGAUCCUACAACAGCUCAGUGUCCUGGACCACCUCCACCAAACCCUGCAUAACUAGAAGAUGUCAGGAAGGUGUCAUCACUGAGGCGGAGGUGCAGUGUGUCGUCCACUGCAAGAACCCCAAGAUCCACCCGAAGAAGUGCUGCCCCACCUGCCCAGGUUGCAUCUUUGAGGGUCGUCUGUAUAAAGAGAAGGAGGAGUUCAGUCCAGAGGGUAAACCCUGCAUCAAGUGCACCUGCACUGGGGGGCGGACUCUCUGCAUGAAGGAGGUGUGUCCUGUCCUUUCCUGCCCCGCCCACCUGACCCACACCCCGCCCGGGCAGUGCUGUCCCAGAUGUCUCGGUCAGAGGAAGGUGUUCGAUCUGUCUUUAGGAAGCUGUCUGUUCCACAGUGAGGUCUAUGAGAACGGCACUUGCUUCAUUCACGACAACUGCACCACCUGCACCUGCAAGGAUUCAACAGUGGUGUGCAAGAAGCGGUGCUCACGGCCGGGGAGUUGCCAGGGCAACCAGUGUUGUGAUGAGUGUUUGUCCUACGUGAAGGUGGAGGAGGUGAAGUACUGCAGAGUCCGGAACAAGAUCUACAGGGAAGGAGACAUGUGGUCGUCAGUGAACUGCACUCUGUGCGCCUGUGUCAAAGGAAACAUCGAGUGUCGGCCCAAACACUGUGUACCAAUCACCAGCUGCCCCUCGAAUAAGAUCCUGAACAGAACCGGCUGCUGUCCGGUUUGCACUGAAAAGCCAGGUGUGUGCACAGUGUUUGGGGACCCUCACUACAACACCUUCGAUGGCAGGACCUUUAACUUUCAGGGGACGUGUCAGUACGUUCUGACUCGCGACUGUGGCGGCGUCCCCACCGGAAGUCCAGGAAAUAACAUCAACAGCCCAGACUCCAGCUUCACGGUGUUGGUGAAGAACGACGCCCGGCGGACCCGCUCCUUCUCCUGGACUCAGUCGGUGGAGGUGAGGCUGGGGGGUUUGAUCCUCAGCCUGCACCAGCACCUGACGGUCCGGAGGAACGGCACCCGCAUCGCCCUGCCCUACCACGGCCCCGGCGUGCACAUCGACCUGGACGGAUAUCUGCUCAAACUCACCACCAUCGCAGGUCUGGAGAUCACGUGGGACGGUGACAGUUUCGUGGAGGUCGUGGCGGCCCCCCACCUGCGCGGACGCCUCUGCGGCCUCUGCGGCAACUACAACGGCCACAAGCGCGACGACACCAUGGGAGGCGACGGCCAGUUCAAGUUCGACGUGGACGAGUUCGCCGAGUCGUGGCGGGUGGAGGGAAACGAGGUGUGCUCCCAGCAGCCCCCGCCUCGCCGGCCGACGCCCUUCCUGUGUCCGGGCAGCGUCAAGGUCAAGUUCCGCGCUCACCGGGAGUGUCAGAAGAUCAAGUCGUGGGAGUUUCAGAAGUGCCACCGCGUGGUCGACUUCGCCCCUUUCUACAGGUCGUGUGUGACAGACAUGUGUGAGUGUCCGGUCCAUAAAAACUGCUACUGCGAGUCCUUCAUCGCCUACAGCCGAGCCUGCGAGAGGGAGGGAGUACCCGUCGUCUGGAGGCCCGACACUGCCUGUAUGGCCACCCAGUGUAAACACGGCGCCGUGUACGACACCUGCGGCCCGGGCUGCACCAAAACCUGCGACAACUGGAACGAGAUCGGACCGUGCCACAAGCCCUGCGUGGCCGGCUGCCACUGUCCCGCCAACCUGGUGCUGUUCCAGGGACGCUGCAUCAAACCCAUAUCCUGCCCCGGGCGGUGA